AUUGCUAAGACUUGGACUAGCACUGGAGCACAAGGGGUUAAUCGCUGCUUAAUGAGCUAUUGUGGUAGUGACAUCAUUAUGCUGAGAGCUUUAUACUACUAAUAAUAAUAAUAAUAUGUCUGUGCUGAUCUGCUGGGUGUCUGACCCUCAAACAUCAUCAUCAUUCUGCUAGAGGGGUCAGGGAACUUAAUUUAGCUUCUAAAGAAGGGAAGAAUAAAUAUGGAGACCAAACAAAAAGAGGCAGUGUCAAAAGGGGAUUCUUGUGCAUCAAUACAGAGGAUUUCCAGAAGGACAACCAACUGGGAGAUAUCGGAUUCUGAGAAUGAGGAGGAGCCGCAUAAUGUCCAAACAGAGGAGAACAAGAGUCUUAGCAUCAAGUUAGAAACCGUAGAAAGAGAAACUGAUUAUGACCAAGGACUAAAUUCCUCCAUCAAAGCCACUGUGUCCUCUGCUGGAGGCCAUGCAUCUGUCUUGGCCAUACCACUUCCAGUUUCCACCACUCCUAGCCCAAGCAAGGGUUCAAGGAAGAAGAAAAGUCUAGAGGAACUGGAGACCGAACGGGAACACGCUGAUAAGAGAAGAAGGGAAAGGGAGCUCAAAAAGCAGGAAAAAGAAAGGAAAAAGGAUCUUCAAAAGUCGGAGAGAGAGUUACAGAGAAAAGAAAAAGAGAAGAAAAAAGAUUUGGAAAAGACGGAGAUGCAGAAGCGAAAAGAACACGCAUCAGCUAUGAAGCUUCUGAGACCGGAUCAGUGUGUGAAGUACGUGACCAUACAGGUGGAUACGCGUAUUCUUGAAGAUGCCGGUUCUGAAGAUCUGUGUGAAGCCUUUCAAUCCUCUGGGUAUAAUUAUUCAAUUGAGCCUCACGCUGUACCUCGGAGCUUCACAUGGAGAAGAGAAAUGCCCUUAGGCUGGACCUGUGUAGAGGGAGUUGAGUUGCAACAGGGAGAAGAAGAUGAGUUGAUCCUUUUGGUAGAGCCGAAUGAUUUCUUGAGAAACAUCAGAUCUUUUGCUCAGGUACCGAGAAGCUCUCGCAUUGGUCAACAGAGCAGGGAGACCAUAGAGUCUGUUUUUGGAAUUUCAGCUCAACUGUCUGAAAAGAAAGUUACCGUAGUGGUCUUGGGAUUCCAUGAUUACCGAUUGUGUCAGAAGUUGUCCCAUCACAUGGAGUCUUUAGGGCAGGCAGAGGAAUAUGGCAGCGAAAGAAGCAGAUCAGAUAAUUAUGUGAGCAGACAUCAGAUUGCAGAGGCUCUGGUCUACGUACAGCUUUUCUUCAACACUGAAGUCUUAUUUCUGGAUACGUGGAAGGAGCUGGGGCAGCACGUGUGUGCAGUGACUAAAAGCCUAGCCCAGCGCCCAUAUCGGAAUCAUUGUGAAGCCCAGACAUUCUCCUUCUGCACCUCAGUAGGGAGCUGGCGAGGCUGGGGCCCUAAAGGCUCUAUCUCAGGUUUGCCUUUGACAUGGAGAAGACAGAUCCAGCAGUUGAACAGAGUCAGCCCAGCAAUGGCGGCAGCAGUGGCACAAGCCUACCCGUCUCCGCAGCUGCUCCUGCAGGCGUACGCAGCCUGUAACACAGAACGUGAGCGAAUGCUUCUCCUCGCUGACCUACAAAUCCCACGAGAAUGUGACCCAGGGACAGGAGAGGACAGCGAGGAGCACUGCAGAGACGAUGACCGCGACAAGAAGAGGCGCAUCGGCCCGGACUUGUCUCGCCGCGUUUGGUUGUGUAUGACGAGUACAAACCCAGAGCUUGUGUUGGAUCUCAGCUCUUCAUAGAGGGUUGUUUUAAAGGGACAUCGACAUGAUUCCUUAAGUUAUGAUAUCACUUCCUGUCCUUGCACACUGAACACGACUUCCUGUUUAUUGUUUAUAAUAACACAAUGUUCUUUUAAAUAUAAAUUAUAACCUCA
This is a messenger RNA of Bombina bombina (fire-bellied toad), 1907 nucleotides long. RefSeq names its product essential meiotic structure-specific endonuclease subunit 2 (gene EME2). Bases 220 to 1773 code for a protein of 517 amino acids. Gene Ontology annotation, biological process: resolution of meiotic recombination intermediates; replication fork processing; mitotic intra-S DNA damage checkpoint signaling. Gene Ontology annotation, molecular function: nuclease activity; DNA binding. NCBI's taxonomy places the organism in Eukaryota, Metazoa, Chordata, Amphibia, Anura, Bombinatoridae. The transcript is spliced from 9 exons. The record is from RefSeq and is a predicted model, not a curated record. Gene Ontology annotation, cellular component: Holliday junction resolvase complex; nucleus.